UCGUUAUCAACUAGCAUGUCUCAGAGGAGUAAAACGUCUUCAAAAGAAAGCUCCUCUCGUCCUCCAUCCACAUCAGACAAUCAUCCUCCACGCUCUGCUCUUCGUAACUCCUCCAAAGACUCCAAGAACUCAGGUCACAGGGGCUCAUCUGGCAGCCAAGGACGCCGCGGCAGUAGAUCUUUCAGCCAGAACUCUGCUAUUGCAGCGGCUUAUACACAGUACCUCAAUGCUCUCUUUGGACAGGACAGAGAUUUACUGCCAGAGGAACUAGAUGAACUGCACGUAGCAUUUAAAGAGUUUGACUAUGACCAGGACGGGUAUUUGCACUACAAAGACGUCGCAGACUGCAUGAGAACCAUGGGAUACAUGCCAACAGAGAUGGAACUGAUUGAGAUCAUUCAGCAGAUAAAAAUGAAAUGGGGAGGCCAUGUGGACUUUGAUGAUUUCUGUGAAUUAAUGGGGCCCAGGAUGCUGGCUGAAACCGCUCAUAUGGUGGGUCUAAGGGAGCUGCACUGCGCUUUCAAACAGUUUGACUGUGACGGUGAUGGACGGAUCACCUUUGAGGAGCUGAAGGAGUCCACAAAGACGCUGCUCGGGGAGAAACUGAAGAAGGGAGAACUGGAAGAAAUUCUGACAGACAUCGACCUCAACGGAGACGGGAACGUGGACUUUGAUGAGUUUGUCAUGAUGCUGUCUCUCCGAUAA
Puntigrus tetrazona (Sumatra barb) is the source of this 705-nucleotide messenger RNA. It is a transcript of the gene cabp4, whose product is annotated as calcium binding protein 4. Lineage: Eukaryota; Metazoa; Chordata; Actinopteri; Cypriniformes; Cyprinidae. Gene Ontology annotation, molecular function: calcium ion binding. The transcript is spliced from 7 exons. The record is from RefSeq and is a predicted model, not a curated record. Bases 16 to 705 code for a protein of 229 amino acids.